Cannabis sativa is the source of this 1163-nucleotide messenger RNA. Its product is annotated as peroxidase 25. Gene Ontology annotation, molecular function: heme binding; peroxidase activity. Gene Ontology annotation, cellular component: plasmodesma; plant-type cell wall. The record is from RefSeq and is a predicted model, not a curated record. The coding region runs from base 110 to 1075 and encodes 321 amino acids. The transcript has 4 exons. NCBI's taxonomy places the organism in Eukaryota, Viridiplantae, Streptophyta, Magnoliopsida, Rosales, Cannabaceae. Gene Ontology annotation, biological process: response to oxidative stress; hydrogen peroxide catabolic process.
CAUGUCAGCUAGUGACAGUGUUGUGUAUAUAUAUACCCAAUGUAUAUGUAUACAUCUAAAAUACGAAUAUAGAGAGUAGUGAAGAAACAAGUAUAAUCAAUUAGUGAGAAUGAGAUCAUCAUCAGUAUUUUUAGUUGCAGCAAUUUUAGUGAUGGGCUUGUGUGUAAAUGCGCAGCUGAAAACCAAGUUCUAUUCCUCUUCAUGUCCCAAAGCAGAAGCCAUAGUGAGAUCAACCGUUCAAUCUCACAUGAAAAAGGAUCCAACGGUGGCUGCUGGCUUACUUCGUCUUCAUUUCCACGACUGUUUUGUUCAGGGGUGUGAUGGUUCGAUUCUGUUAGAUGGGUCCUCAUCCGAAAGGAGUGCAAGAGCAAACACAGGGCUAAGAGGGUUCGAAAUGAUUGAGGAUGCCAAGGCCCAGCUAGAGGCCUUGUGCCCUGCUGUCGUUUCUUGUGCUGAUAUACUUGCUUUAGCUACUCGUGAUGCUGUUGACUUGAGUGAUGGGCCAAGUUGGUCAGUUCCAACAGGGAGAAGAGAUGGAAGAGUGUCUUUGGCAUCCCAAGUGACUACUUUGCCAUCUCCUUUUGAUACUGUUGAUGUUCAACUCCAGAAGUUUGCAGCCAAAGGCCUUGAUGAUCAUGACCUUGUCACACUAGUUGGGGCUCAUACACUUGGCCAAACUCAUUGCAUGUUUGUAAACUACAGACUUUACAACUUCACAAAGACAGGAAAUGCUGACCCAACUAUAGACCCAUCCUUCUUAACUCAGCUCCAAACCUUUUGCCCCAAAGGAGAAGACUCAAAACUGGUGUCGUUGGACCCAGACAGCCACACCAACUUCGAUGCUAGCUUCUUCAAAAACGUUCGUGAUGGCAAAGGUGUUUUGGAGUCUGACCAAAGACUUUGGGGGAAUGAUGAUACUCGUCCUCUUGUCCAGAAAUAUGCAAGCAGCAUUAGAGGCUUAUUGGGUUUUAGAUUUGAGUAUGAGUUCUCUAAAGCUAUGGUCAAAAUGAGUAGUAUUGAGGUCAAGACUGGUACUCAAGGAGAGAUUAGAAAGACGUGUUCUAAGAUUAAUUAAUUAAAUCAUGUUAUUAUAAGGUUAUCAUUAUUAUCUGUUUUGUGGGUUCUUAAUAUAAUAAUUAUCAAUAAAAGAAGUAGCAACAUAA